CGGAGCCGACGGAGUACAGUGAACGGCGGUGGUGGGUAAUUUGUGUUCGUGUCGGCGCAUCGUUUCUGUGCAAAAAGCCAAGUCUACGACAGCACUCGACGCUCGACGCCAGUCAUCGCUUGAUGUUCGGAAAAAUCGGCGAUCACGUCUUAAGUCGCAACGAUACGGAAAAGAAGAAAGAGACAGACGUCAGGAAAUAAAAAGAGUACAAUCAGAUUCCCGUGAUAUUGUCAAUGAAUUCCGGUUUAAAUCGUUCGCUCAUUCCGGUAGUUAUCUUACAUGUACAUCCUCAUCAAAUCAAGGUGAAACGAAGGUGAACUACUUGUUUUUUCCCGGUGAAGCAGGUUUCUUUGAUGUCAGUUGAAGAAUAAACACGAGACAGGAUGCAAAUUCAACAGAUCCUAGGCGUGUGCCAUCGUCUGGUAGAACUAAUUGUGAGAGGAAUAUCACUAUUAGUUGCUUUUGUCAGAGGGCCGGCGCAAUCUCAACCACCUAUCAAAGAUUUAACUCUCCUGCACAGCACAACCACUUUAGCGUUAAAAAUUCGAAAUAGACAAUUAACUUCCGAAGAUGUGGUAUCUUCAUAUAUAGAAAGAAUAAAAGAGAUUCAACCGAUACUCAACUGUGUGGUCGCAGAAUGCUUUGAAGAAGCUCUUAAAGAAGCGAGAAAAUGCGAUGAACUGUUAAAAUCUCAGGAUGCUCCAUCUGUGGAAUUUCUGGCCAAAGAAAAACCAUUAUUUGGCAUACCUUUUACCACCAAGGACUGUAUUGCAGUCAAAAACAUGCAGCAAACGGCUGGUCUAGUUAUACGGAAAAACACUGUCGUUGAUAGAGAUGCAGAAGUGAUAAGAUUAAUAAGAUCAGUUGGAGCCAUACCUCUGGCACUGACAAAUGUUUCAGAACUGGCAAUGUGGUGGGAAAGCAGUAAUUGUUUAUUUGGUAUCACCAAGAAUCCAUAUAAUACAAGACAUAUUGUGGGUGGUUCUUCGGGUGGUGAAGGCUGUAUACAAGCAGCAGCUGGAUCACCAUUUGGAAUUGGCUCGGAUAUUGGUGGCUCUAUUCGUAUGCCGGCAUUUUUCAAUGGAAUUUUUGGUCAUAAGCCAACUAAGGGAAUUGUUUCGAAUGAUGGUCAAUAUCCUAGUGCACAUGGUGAUGAUCAAGAGCAAUUACUCGCCAUUGGACCAAUGUGUAGAUUUGCACAAGAUUUAACAUUAAUUCUUAAAAUUAUCGCAGAUAAAAAUGCCGAUUUAUUGAAGUUAAAUCAGAAAGUGGAUAUUUCGAAAAUCAAGCUCUAUUAUAUGGAAGACGAUGGUGGUCAGUAUCUGAUUUCGCCAGUGGAUCUAGAGAUAAAAGCCGUUAUGAAAAGAGUGAUAAAUUAUUUCGAAAAAGCGCACAAAGUUAAAGCCACGAAAGUAAACAUAAAGAAGCUUAAAAAAAGCAUAGCCCUCUGGUUAGCAAACAUGUCAUGUAAGAAAGAGGAAGAUUUUUCAUACGAGCUAACCAAUAGAAAAGGUCAACUUAAUGUCUGGUUGGAAAUUAUUAAAUGGAUGUUAUUUAUGAGCAAUCACACUUUGGUUGCUCUUGUCACUGCCAUAUUUGAAAAAUGCGGCUUAAAACAUGGAAGUGAGAAACAUGUUCGACUUAUGCAACAGAGUAAAGAUCUUUAUCAAGAAUUUAAGGAUAUUUUAGGAGAAGACGGUGUGUUUUUAUAUCCAACACAUCCAACUGCAGCUCCAAUGCAUCAUGAACCGUUGUGUAAGCCAUUCAAUUUUUCUUAUACUGCAAUCAUUAAUGUAUUAGGCCUACCGGCUACGGCUUGUCCAUUAGGUUUAAAUAAACAAGGACUUCCCAUUGGAUUACAAAUCGUAGCAGGACUUUAUCAAGAUCAUUUAUCUCUCGCUGUUGCGGAAGAAUUGGAACGAGGUUUCGGAGGAUGGGUACCACCAGCAAUAAUAGCCUGAUGUUUAAUACUGUCAUAGAUAAUAAUUCUAUGAAUGAACGAUACACACAUAAAAGCCUCAUCUUACCUACUCUGCCAUCUUUCUCUUGCGAAGUAUUAUAUUUAUAUCAAGAUUUUCAUCUAUGUAAACACUAUCGAGAGGUAAAGUACAAAUUAUACGAAUACGAAUUAUACGAAUAUGAAUUUGUAUAUAUGAGUAUGUAUA
Molecule: messenger RNA, 2165 nt
Organism: Atta colombica
Lineage: Eukaryota; Metazoa; Arthropoda; Insecta; Hymenoptera; Formicidae
Product: fatty-acid amide hydrolase 2
Exons: 10
Coding region: 384-1961 (525 amino acids)
Source: RefSeq, a predicted model, not a curated record